GAGAAAAGUUAUUGCUGGAUGUUAUACAGUCACUUGACGACACCCAGAAACAACCGCCGACAUGUCAUGGUCAACCAUUUAGGGAAAUGUGUAAAUCUGCUUUGUCGGUAUUGCGGAAUCGGGUUUGGAAUCAAGCUUGGGAAAGACUGGAAGAUGUUCCUCGCGAAAUACAUCAACUAGGUAUUGUGACGGAGGACACAUUUCUACGUUCGCUAGAGACGAAACACGCACAGCCAAAAUACAUUCGAUUGAUGAUUGUUGGAGAUGUAGGUGUGGGUAAAACGUCACUUUGUUUGAACCUCACUAAUAAAGAUGAAGAAGUUAGCCCAACCGACGGAAUAAACGUCUUCAUUCAAAACUACCUUGUUGAUAUGAAAACGGGAAAAUGGCGAAAGCUUCCAGAUGAAGACAUCCAAAAUCUACCUACUAAACUUUUAUCGACUGUGUGUAGAGCUGAGAAAGCACCCACAAGCAAAAGUCAAUCAGAAACAACCAUUGUAGAGAAGAACGAAGGACGGGGAGGACAAAAUGAAGGGGGAAAUUAUAUACACGAGGGUAUCCGAAGAAUCGCAGACAAAAGCUUCUGACAGUUCAUCCCCUCCGUCCAAAAGGAACAGGAAUGAUUCAGAAAAACUGAAUACUAUACUCCAAGGGGUUAACGCCACUGGCGUCCUGGGAGACGACGACGCUCUCCUGUCCGUGUGGGAUUUCGCCGGCGACGAGAUUUAUGAGGCGACACACCACAUCUUUAUGAGUCCUGACGCCGUGUACAUCAUUGUUUUCAACGCGAAUGCCUGUCUUAAAGAUGAAACAAACCUUG
Molecule: messenger RNA, 820 nt
Organism: Pecten maximus
Lineage: Eukaryota; Metazoa; Mollusca; Bivalvia; Pectinida; Pectinidae
Exons: 4
Coding region: 87-587 (166 amino acids)
Source: RefSeq, a predicted model, not a curated record